Messenger RNA from Olea europaea var. sylvestris, 1268 nucleotides. RefSeq lists its product as uncharacterized. The transcript has 3 exons. The record is from RefSeq and is a predicted model, not a curated record. Lineage: Eukaryota; Viridiplantae; Streptophyta; Magnoliopsida; Lamiales; Oleaceae. The coding region runs from base 1 to 990 and encodes 329 amino acids.
AUGGGAAAUUGCUUUGAAACGGUAAGGAAAUCGGCGGCGGAGAUUGCGCCGUCAGAGUUGAUUAAGGGCUCUCCGGUCAUCAAACUCUACGGCCCACCGAACAGUAUUGCGACCUCAUACAUUCGAUUUGCUCUCCUUCACAAGCCGGUUUCUCUCCAAUUUAUCCCCUCUGAGACCCACGAAACACCGGUACUGAUUUUCCAAUCCGAAGUCGUUACCGGCUCCGUCGAGACCAUGCUCCGUUACUUGGACGGAAAAUUUCCCGACCCGCCAUUGACAAUUACUACUAGUAACAAUGUUGGGGGGUGGUACGGCGGAACGACGCCCAUGGUGGUGUGGGUGGUCGUGUUGCAACACCGGAGUCUGAUGUGGCAUCUGGAGAGGAUGGUAAGGUGGGCGGAGGACAUGGCGGCGCGUGGAGGGAAAGCGCGUGGCGAUCCUGCAAUGGGGAGUCCAAGAAUGGAGGUGAAGAAAUUUGGGAGAAAUUAUUCACAAUUGCUUCAGAUGUUGCUUGAGCAUGCCCAAAUGGAAGAGAAAGUUGUCUUUCCAAUCUUGGAAUCUGCAGAUCGAGGACUGUCCAAAGUUGCAAACGAGGAACAUGCAAGAGACCUACCUUUAAUGAAUGGUAUCAAAGAAGACAUUAAAUCCAUUGGAGUUUUGGAUUCAGGGAGCCCUGUGUACCAAGAGUUCGUCUCCAACCUUUCUUCGCGGCUUAAAACAUUAAAGGAACAUUGCAAGGAACACUUCGAGGAGGAGGAGAAAGAGCUAUUACCAAUGAUGGAGGCAGUGGAAUUGAGUAAAUCGCAACAAGAGAAAGUAAUGCAGCAGUGCAUGGAUGUGAUGCGUGAAACUCACUCUCACCUAUUUCGCUUUUUUAUGGAAGGUCUCCGACCUCUGGAUGCCAUGCAGUACUUGGACAUGAUUAAGAGAUAUUGUGACAAUGUUCGUGUAUCAUUGAUGCUCCAUAUGAUUGUUGAUGCUCCACAUUGAUGGUCCAUUGCCCUAAUUAAUGAUAACACCAAUCUGGUGCUAACUGGUAAGUAAUAUUUUUUUGUGUUUUCUUAAUUUCUGGGGCCUGGCCUGUGGUUACCAAGUUGAGACUUUAUCCAUUAGAUACUCUUGUGAUGGUGCUUACUGUAGGUGAAGAUAAAAAAAACAGUUGUACUUGCUAUUGCCAGCCUAGUUUGUAAAUUCGAAAAUAUUACCCCAAUUGUCUAUGCAUUAGAGAAUUUUCUCAAUUGACAAAUGUGAUUCAUUUUCAUAUGGUA